Molecule: messenger RNA, 462 nt
Organism: Gastrolobium bilobum
Lineage: Eukaryota; Viridiplantae; Streptophyta; Magnoliopsida; Fabales; Fabaceae
Exons: 3
Coding region: 1-462 (153 amino acids)
Source: RefSeq, a predicted model, not a curated record
AUGAUUUUGGAGAAAACUGUAGGCAACUCAAGGAAAGAUUGGGCAAGGAAACUUGAUGAUGCAUUCUGGGCAUACAGGACCGCUUUCAAAACACCUAUAGAAUUAGAACAUAAAGCCUUGUGGGCCACUAAAUUUCUGAACUUUGAACCAUCAAAAGCUAAUGAUAAAAGAUUACUGCAAUUAAAUGAGCUAGAUGAGUUCAGGUUGGUGGCUUAUGAGAAUGCCAGGAUUUAUAAAGAAAAGACAAAGAAGUGGCAUGACAAGAAAAUCCAACCAAAAGAGUUUGAGCCAGGACAACAGGUGCUACUAAUUAUUUUGUUUUCUGAGUUUAUGCGAGGUAGACUUGCUCCUACAGAUUUUGUGAUUGAUUCUGAAAUUGCAAGAACUGAGACGAGACUGAGGAAAGUUGCCAAGCAGAUAAUCUGGGAAGAAUUCAACAACGUACCUGUACAACCAAUAUAA